AUGGAGAUUCUAAGCCUCCUCCUUCUCGGCGGUGUUGUGGGAGUCAAUGCACAACAAGCACCUCUCACCGAGGAUUCCAGAUGCGGUUGCUAUCUCAUGAAAGGCAAUGAAACAGCAUAUUUCAAGGAACAUCGCUUUUUCGACUUUCGAAACCACCACCACCACGCAAGCGUACCCCCAGUCAUCACAGAGGUCAAGGACACAUCCGACGCACCUAUCACGAGCCCUUUCUUCAACUCGACCGAAUGGACGGAUUUCUGGAUGAUAAGCAACUGGAACAACAGCCAUGGCAUCCGCGAGGACUCUACAUUGCUGAUGGUCAACUCACCAAACAACGUCUACCUCGAAGCAAACCACGACGCUGACUCCUCCCCCAAAUCAUGGCUCUCACUCCGCACCGAGCGUCUCCAAAAGUUCCAAACCACAGCAGAGAUAGAAUCCCUCUCGGCAAAAUUCAAAUUCGUCUCCAUCCGGAUGUUAGCCCGCACGAUUGGCGCUCGUGGUGCCAUCACAGCCAUGUUUACGUACCGCCACUCGGAGGACUACUACCAAGUACAAGAAUCCGACCUGGAAAUCCGCACCAGCGACCCCAAGAACGUGAUUCAUUGCACCAACCAGCCUUCUUUGGACAGUGAGGGGGAUGUUGAAGUCCGUGCCAGCAAAAACGCCACCAUGCCCAAUGGGCUGGAGUGGUCAGAUUGGGCUGUUCACAGGUUGGAUUGGACGCCGAGGAGCACGACGUGGUAUGUGAAUGAUAUACAGGUGGCGAAUAUUGAGUUUCAGACGCCGAAGGAUGUGAGCAAUAUUAUUUUGAAUGCGUGGAGCGAUGGGGGGGAGUGGACGGGGAAUAUGACGGUGGGGGAGUCGGCGUAUUUGCAGUUGCAGUGGUUUGAGAUUUUGUAUAACACGACUGAGCCGGAGAAGAGACAGGAGCAGGGGCAGGGUGUGUGCCAUUCGGUUUGUAGUGUUGACGGGUCGCCGGAGGUGGGGAGGCCGGUUAUGCUUUGGAGCAAUGGGGGAGGGCGGGGGGCGGGGGUAUUUACGGGGUGGGUUCCGGUGAUGAUGGCGACGGUGUUGUUUUUGCUUGCUUGA
Podospora pseudopauciseta is the source of this 1092-nucleotide messenger RNA. RefSeq lists its product as uncharacterized. The record is from RefSeq and is a predicted model, not a curated record. The transcript has a single exon. Gene Ontology annotation, molecular function: hydrolase activity, hydrolyzing O-glycosyl compounds. The coding region runs from base 1 to 1092 and encodes 363 amino acids. Gene Ontology annotation, biological process: carbohydrate metabolic process. Lineage: Eukaryota; Fungi; Ascomycota; Sordariomycetes; Sordariales; Podosporaceae.